AUGUGGAGGUGUUUUUGCAUUUAUGUCAUCAUUGUUUCAUCGACAGCGAUUACCAGAUUAUCGGAAAAUGAAUUAUUUCCUUGCAGUUUCCUUAAUGGAGAUCAAAAUCUUAGCCCGUUAAGAUGUCAGAACGGGAUAGAUUGUAUAGGCUUGGAACACGUGUGUGAUGGGAUCCGCCACUGUCCAGACUCCAGGGACGAAACAUUCUGUUUGUUAUCAAAUAACAGAUCGAAAAGGUCCAACGCCUGUGUCCUACCUGCGUACCCCAACCAUGGAAUAUAUAGAGUUUCAAACAACCCUCAAGCCCGCCCUGGUGAGACUUUAGAUAGUUUGGCACUGACGGUCUACUGUCGACGAGGUUAUGGAGUAGUGAACAGGGGCAGUUCAAGUGGGAACGGCACAGAAGUAUUCUGCGUCAAUGGAGUUUGGUACCAAAAUAUGCCUCAAUGUGUCCGUUUCUGCAAACUGGAUCCAAACCCUAGUGUCCGCUACAUGUGCCACGUGCCAGGAUUGGGGCUCAAGGUCUGUGACAACUAUGUGUCUCCAGGAACGUUGGUCAGCCCUGUCUGCAACACUCCCAUCUACUACUCCACUGAAAGUUUCUCAAAGAUGAAGUGUACUACUGGUUUCUGGAAUUACGUCGCUCAAUGUAAAGCAGAGUGUGGUCGAGUGUCGCCUGAAGCCUUUCAGCUGGUGAUUGAUGGGAAGGAAGCCAAGCGUGGAGAGCUUCCAUGGCAUGUUGGUGUUUAUCGCAAAGCAGCUGAUACUCUUGAACAGAUCUGUGGUGGAUCUCUUGUCUCCAAUAAUGUGGUUAUAUCAGCUGCCCACUGUUUCUGGAGUGACACCAUAAAGGUGUUACCGGCAUCUAACUACAAAGUCGGAAUAGGCAAACUCUAUCGUUCGUGGGACAGCAAAAGAGAUGUUGGUGUGCAGAAAUCUGACGUAAAACAAAUAAAAAUUCCAAGUCUCUUCCAAGGGGCUGCUGCCAACUUUCAAGAAGACAUUGCUAUUUUAAUUCUGACCACUCCAUUCGUCUAUCAGACACACGUGAGACCGGUGUGUCUCAAUUUUGAUAUUAACUUCGAAAGAUGGCAAUUACAACAAGGGAAUGCUGGCAAGAUUGCAGGCUGGGGUCUUACAACAGCCAACGGAAAUGCUUCCCCGAUUCUAAAAGUUGUUGAUAUGCCAUUUAUCAACGCAGCCAACUGUAUUAAGGCUCUUCCACCAUCCUUUAGGGAGUAUAUAACAGGAGACAAAUUUUGUGCAGGGUAUACCAAUGGAACUGCUUUGUGCAGAGGAGACAGUGGAGGAGGACUAGCCUUUGCAGACCGAGAGCUGGGAAUUGAUAGAUAUUAUCUGAGAGGCAUCGUGUCUACGGCGCCACGAAACGAUGACAAAAUGUGCAAUGAUAACGCUUAUACCACCUUCACAAAGAUAACGAAACACCAGGAAUUCAUCAAUGACGCGCUUGCUGAGAGUGCUAGUAGGACUUGCCCGUUUUACUCGUUCCAAUGUCUUGAUGGAUCUUGUGUGGAUCAAGGAGCUGAUUGUGAUGGGAUAGAAGAUUGUGCGGAUGGGUCCGAUGAAGCUAAUGAACUGUGUAAAGCAACUGUGGAUAUAAUCGACGGAUCACCACCGUCUGAUGUUUGCGUCCUACCAGCAUAUCCUAAUCACGGCUCUUAUAUUGUCUCAAAUAUUUCAAAUCCAAAACCUGGUCAGCAUCUGGAAACAUUUCUUCUGAGAGUUUCUUGUUCCAAAGGAUAUAAUUUAGCUACCCCAGGAGUUGGUACAAUUUUACUUGAUACAGAAGUGUACUGCAGUAAUGGAGUAUGGUAUCAGAAAUACCCUAAAUGUAUUCCGGCUGAUUGCGAAAUAGAAGGGAAAAAGGGUAAAUGUGUUCCUUCAAAUGUGUGUCCCCUCGUACCGAGGGGCAAUCUGACAAAAUCUGAACCACCGCUCUGUACAAGUCCUUCUGAUAAAAUGCCACUAAUAUGCUGCACGGAUUACGAGGUGGCCAGUGACAGAGUGGUAUUAUUUUUUAACCCACUGUUGAAAAUUUCGCCCAAAACAGGCGCUAGCAAAGCAAGAGAUAAAUGCACAGAGUAUAUGAAAACGCUAGACUACACUUGCGGUACAGAUAAUUCUAUACAGGUAAACGGAAAACCGAUAGAUCAGCAUCGAUUAUGCUAUAUCAAGAAUCGUAGGCAACCCGGAGGAGAAUUGAAUUCAGCUCUAAGAAGUGCCUCAAGAGGAGAAUUUCCACACAUGGCAUCACUAGGAUACGGUGAAACGAUAGACACAGCAAGUUGGGAGUGUGGCGGGUCAAUCAUCAGUGAAAGAUUCAUUCUUACUUCAGCGCAUUGCUUGUUCUAUCCUGAACUAGGUCCGGUAAAAUAUAUCGCCCUGGGUGUACUAAGGCGUGCAGAUCCAUAUGGUAAUUGGCAGCGGUACAACGUGAAGAGAUCCAUCGUCCGCUCAAACUACAAUCCAUCGCUUGGUUACCACAACAUAGGUCUGGUGGAAACUGAUAGACCAAUCGCAUUCAGCUCUUCAGUUCUACCAGCGUGUAUCCAUGGAGAAGAAAAAACGGUGGAUUACGAGUACCUUCCCGGCUUUGGAGUCUUAGUUGACCCUAUACUCAGACAUGACAUUCUUCAAUCUGUACUCAAGGUCAGGUUUGAAGGAAAAUACUCAAGUCAAAACCCACCACAAGUACCCAUGCAAAAACCUAAUCAGGGAAGCAUCAUGGAUGCCGUGCAAUCACAGAACAACGGACAAUGUCCAUUUCUGUUGCUUGGAUUGUUCUCACAUCCAGUCGACUGCAACGUCAACGGCAAUCAAACGAUAGUUACGGAAAUCAAAUAUUAUAUAGAUUGGAUCGAAAAUGUAGUGUGGCCUUAA
Messenger RNA from Arctia plantaginis, 2901 nucleotides. Lineage: Eukaryota; Metazoa; Arthropoda; Insecta; Lepidoptera; Erebidae. The record is from the annotation of a GenBank genome assembly.